This is a messenger RNA of Daucus carota subsp. sativus, 1740 nucleotides long. RefSeq names its product probable indole-3-pyruvate monooxygenase YUCCA8. Lineage: Eukaryota; Viridiplantae; Streptophyta; Magnoliopsida; Apiales; Apiaceae. The coding region runs from base 310 to 1569 and encodes 419 amino acids. The record is from RefSeq and is a predicted model, not a curated record. Gene Ontology annotation, biological process: auxin biosynthetic process. Gene Ontology annotation, molecular function: N,N-dimethylaniline monooxygenase activity; flavin adenine dinucleotide binding; NADP binding. The transcript has 3 exons.
UAUAAUAAUAUAUAGUAAAUUUAAGAUAAAAUAAUUCAAGUAGCCCCAGGCUUAUGAUUUCAGAAAAUGACUCUUCCAGGCACCUCUUAUUUAAGCACCUCCAUCCACUCCUCUCAUUCCAACAAACUCACCAGCAUUCUCUUACAAAUCUCCCCAGUUCAAGCUUCAAUUCGAAAUCUCCCUUCAGUACUUCAUCGAAUCAUUUCUCGCAAAAAAAAAAAAAAAAAAAAAUCUGUACAAAUAUUUUCCUGCAAUUCUGAAAACCUCCCUAAAUAGUACUUAUUCUCUUCUGCAUUUCAGUCGAAAAAAAUGUUUACUGCUAUGGAUCAGACCGAUUUUCUAGCUCGUCGAUGUGUCUGGGUGAACGGGCCAGUGAUCGUUGGAGCUGGACCUUCCGGGCUAGCUGUUGCAGCAUGCCUUAAGGACCAAGGCAUCCCCUGUGUUGUACUGGAACGAGCUGAUUGCAUUGCUUCUUUAUGGCAAAGGCGUACUUAUGAUCGCCUUAAGCUUCAUCUCCCGAAGCAAUUCUGUCAGCUUCCUAAGCUCCCAUUCCCUGAUCACUACCCUGAGUACCCUUCAAAGAAGCAGUUCAUUGAUUAUCUUGAAUCAUAUGCAAGAAAAUUCGACAUUAGGCCACAGUUCAAUGAGUCUGUCCUGUCAGCCAAGUACGAUAAGGCCUGUCGAUUGUGGAGGAUCAAGAGUGUUAGCACCUGUGGCUCUGUCAGCUCAGAAGUUGAGUAUAUCUGUCAGUGGCUUGUUGUGGCCACUGGAGAGAAUGCAGAGCGUGUCGUGCCAGAAAUUGAAGGCCUCGACGAGUUUAAAGGAGAAGUUAUUCAUGCCUGUGAGUAUAAAUCAGGGGAAAAAUAUAGUGGCAAGAAGGUUUUGGUUGUAGGGUGUGGAAAUUCAGGCAUGGAAGUCUCUCUUGAUCUUUGUAACCACAAUGCCAAACCAUCUAUGGUGGUACGAAGCUCGGUUCAUGUUUUGCCAAGAGAAAUCUGUGGAAAAUCGACGUUUGAAUUAGCCAUGGUACUAAUGAGGUGGUUACCUCUGUGGCUAGUUGAUAAACUUGUGCUACUUUUGUCAUGGUUCAUUCUUGGAAAUACUGAAAGCUAUGGGAUCAAAAGGCCAUCAAUUGGUCCUCUGGAAUUGAAGAACAUUCAUGGGAAGACUCCGGUUCUUGACAUUGGUGCUCUAGAAAAGAUUAGAUCGCGUGAUAUCGACGUUGUUCCUGGAAUCAAGAAAUUCUCAAAAGGCCUGGUACAGCUUGUUAAUGGCCAAGAACUUGAAAUUGAUUCUGUUGUUUUGGCUACUGGAUACUGCAGCAAUGUCCCCUACUGGCUCCAGGAAACUGAUUUCUUCUCCAAGAAUGGUCUUCCUAAGACACCUUUUCCCAACGGCUGGAAAGGUAAUGCCGGACUAUAUGCAGUCGGGUUCACCAGGAGAGGGCUUUCUGGCGCAUCCUUAGACGCGACUAGAAUAGCACAAGAUAUUUCCCAGGUCUGGAAGGAGGACUUGAAGCAGAAGAAACAAAAAGUCCCUACUCUUCGACGAUGCAUUUCAACAUUCUGAUCACUGGAAUUAAUCCCUAUUCUGCAGCAAUGUAAAUAAUGUAAAAAAUACAGAGGAACAAAAACCAUAGCACACAUACAACAUACUAGGCGUCUCCAGAAAGCCCGAGUUUAGAGAUUUUCAGGGCAUUUUUGUAUACUAAUUAGAGGAAGAUGAGGCCUUUUUAUUUUC